Molecule: messenger RNA, 786 nt
Organism: Protopterus annectens (West African lungfish)
Lineage: Eukaryota; Metazoa; Chordata; Ceratodontiformes; Protopteridae
Exons: 5
Coding region: 1-654 (217 amino acids)
Biological process (GO): regulation of neuroinflammatory response
Molecular function (GO): signaling receptor activity
Source: RefSeq, a predicted model, not a curated record
AUGGUUAAACAUUUUCAAAAUGUUCUGAAGAAGGGAAACCUGGGGGAGGAGAUCACUAAUGGAAUGAAAAAGGGAGACAGGAAAUGUAUGCAAUUUGUGACAGCAGUCAUUGGAGAGAAGGUUGUUCUGAAUUGCACUAAUCACACGCUAGAAGUGAUCAUUGCUGUAUUUUGGAAAUUUGACAACAAAGAAGGAUCCAACUGUUCUUUUGCCUGGAGAGCGGAGGGAAAUAUGAGUUCAAGUAAAUGUGAACUGACAGGCAUUACACUGUUUAGAAAAGACCUCCACAUAUUCCCAGCUGAGCUAAGUCAUACAGGAAAUUAUACUUGUCGAUAUGAUUAUAACCGUGGACAUGAAUGUGUGGAAUACAACUUAACAGUAACAGAUAAUGCUAGCAAAGGCUGGGUUUUUCUGGCUGUGAUUAUAUCUGCAGCUGUUGGAGGAUUAUUACUACUCCUGCUAAUUGGAUAUGGGAUACGAGUUAAAUUCAAGCAGCGUAGAAAGCCGCAGUCAGAAAACCAAGCUUGGGCCAUGCAGUCCUUACAGCCAGCUGCUCCUGCUUCUAAUACUGUACUGCCAGAUGACGAUGAGAGAGUUCAAAUCCCUCCAGACUCUUACUUCAUUGUCAACUCCUGGUAUGGUUAUUUACGAUAAUGAUAUUAUUCCCGCUGGUAAAAGGAAAACUAAAGUGAAAUCUGGAAAAAAAAUCAAUAAACACCCAAAAAAAGAGAAAACAGUUUCUAAAAGGAUUUACUUUGUCUAGCACGAUUAAACUAAGAACUGGAA